UUGUAGACAUUCUGCUGAGUCUUGGGUUUUAAACUUCCCUUUACCAUGUGUUUGUUUUCCAGAGUAAAUGGCUCCUUCUACGAGAUCUUGCAAGUGGACUUUGGAGUUGACAACAGCAGUGGCCUGGCCGGGGCCCAGCAGAUCACCUGGCAGGUGGAGUACCCAGCAGAGGACUCCACGAGUGAGCUGGUCGUCUCCGAGAUCUUCGUCAGCCAGACCUCCUUUGUGGGCAUCGUCCCACUUGCGAUGGACACAGAGGUUCUGAACACGGCUAUUCUCACCGGAAAGGCUGUUUCGGUCCCGGUCAAGGUCGUGGCGGUUCAAGAGGAUGGUUCCGUGGUGGACGUGUCGGAGGCUGUGGAAUGCAGGUCUGCGGAUGAAGACGUCGUCAAGGUUUCCGAUGGCUGCGAUUCCAUUUUUGUGAACGGAAAGGAGAUGAAGAGCAAAGUGGACACGAUCGUGAACUUCACCCACCAGCACUUCACCUCCCAGUUAGAGGUCACGGUCUGGGCGCCCAGACUCCCACUGCAGGUGGAGAUCUCGGACACAGAGCUGAGCCAGGUCAAAGGAUGGAGGAUCCCGGUGGCCUCCAACCGAAGGCCCACCCGAGACAGCGAGGACGAGGAGGACGAGGAGAAGAAGGGGAGGGGGUGCUCCCUGCAGUACCAGCACGCCCUGGUGCGCGUCCUCACCCAGUUCGUGGCCGAGGCGCCCGACUUGGGUCAGCUGAGCUACAUGCUGGGCCCUGACUGGCAGUUUGACAUCACCGACCUCGUGGUGGACUUCAUGAAGGUGGAAGAGCCGAGAAUCGCUCAGUUACAGGAUGGCAGGACCCUGGUGGGUCGGGAGCCAGGCAUCACCACCGUGCAGGUCCUGUCGCCUCUUUCCGACUCCAUCCUGGCUGAGAAGACGGUGAUUGUCCUGGAUGACCGUGUCACCAUCUCCGACCUGGGGGUGCAGCUGGUGGCUGGCUUGUCUCUUUCCCUGCAGCCUCACAGGGCGGACCGAAGGGCUAUCAUCUCAAAAGUGGCUGCCCAGGAUGUUCUUCAAGCCCCACAGCAGGAAGCAAUAGCCAGUUCUUGGAUUUUGUUCAGUGAUGGAUCGGUGACACCUUUGGACAUUUAUGAUCCCAAGGAUUUUUCCGUUACUGUCUCCUCAUUGGAUGAAAUGGUGGUGUCUGUCCAGGCAAACCUUCAGUCCCAAUGGCCGGUUGUGGUUGCAGAGGGUGAAGGGCAGGGGCCCUUGAUUAAACUGGAAAUGAUGAUCAGUGAACCCUGUCAGAAGACCAAGAGGAAGAGUGUUCUUGCUGUGGGUAAAGGGAACGUCAAGGUCAAAUUUGAACCGAGUAUCGAUGAGCACCAAGGAGGCACCAACGAUAUUGAGGGCAUAAAUCGGGAAUAUAAAGACCACCUCAGUAAUACCAUAGAGCGUGAAGGAAACCAGGAGCGAGCAGUUCAGGAAUGGUUCCAACAUGGCGCCUCUGUUGGCCAAGAGGAAGGUGCCAACAAGAGCACAACCUCCCUGUCUCCCGUGGAAGGAAAGGAUAAGAAGUUGCUCAAGAGUGGGGGUCCAGACACCUUCACAAGCUUCCCCACUCAAGGGAAGUUACCGGAACUCCAUAAUCCGAGCGACCUCACAGUGACCUCCAGGGGGUUGACCGACUUGGAGAUUGGCAUGUAUGCUCUGCUCUGUGUCUUCUGCCUGGCCAUCUUGGUCUUCUUGAUCAACUGUGUGGCAUUUGCUUGGAAAUACAGACACAAAAGAUUUGCUGUGAGCGAGCAAGGCAACAUCCCCCACUCCCACGACUGGGUCUGGCUCGGGAAUGACGUGGAACUUCUGGAGAACCCCGUGGACGUGACCCUCCCGUCGGAGGAGUGCACGACCAUGGUGGACAGGGGGCUGCCGUUCGAGGAGAGGAACUUCCUUCUGAACGGUGGGUCCCAGAAGACUUUCCAUAGUCAGCUGCUCCGACCUUCUGACUAUGUCUACGAGAAAGACCUUAAGAACGAAGCUCUGAGUUCCUCGGGCCCAAAGAGGAAGAGGGUCAAGUUUACUUCCUACACCACCAUCCUCCCGGAGGACGGCGGCCCCUACACCAACUCCAUCCUGUUUGACAGCGAUGACAGCAUCCAGUGGGUCUGCCCAGACAUGGGGCUGGGGGAGUCCCAGGGCUUCAGAGACUACAUGGAGAGGCUGCAAGACCAGAUGUGAACUCCUUUCUCAUGUUUGUAUUCACCUUUAUGCCUUCUGUUUUCUGAACGGUGGAACCGUGAGUUGGAUCAGCAAUAGCGGAUGAGGGAACCAAGCUUCAUUUGUGGAGGUCUGGCGGGGAUCCCUUUCCAACAGGUCCCAGAGAGAGCAAAGGCAGCUGGGUUUCAAGCCAGGCAAUAUCUCCAAAUCGGCCACGUGUAGGUCCGGGAGAAAUCCUAAGACCACAGUUUUUAUCUGCCGCUUGGUACUAGCUCCAUACAAAUCUAAUAAACCUGACCCCACAGACAUUGUUAGUCAUCUCAUGACAAAACGGCCGUGUGGAAUUAGGAAAGACUUAGGUUUGAUUUUUUCUACUCCUAGACCUUUUAAAGCACAGUGGACAUUUCUUGCCCUUGGCCUGAGAUUGGACAUACUCGAAAGAUGCUGAAUGUAGCCGCCCAUAUUUGUUAUGAGCACUGCUCAUUAUUUUUAUAUCUCUUUGCAUCUGCACCUCAUUCCUUUGACCUCUGCAGUUCUUUUUGACACAUGAAGGCAAGAAAUUUCAGUCUUUUCUCUGAGAUCGGUUGGAUUUCCCUAUGAGUUUUAGUCACUGAGAUUUGCCACCCCAUGUUAAAUAACCCACGUUAUUUCCUGGGUGUCUGUGCAGGAUUUCAGGUUCUUUUCCAGUUUUCCGCGUUUCAUCAUCUAAGGGGCAACAUCGAAGAAGCUCAUCCUCACGCCGUCUUUCCUUCUUUUUGUUGUUGAACUUUCUUGUAUCAGAUGGGGACAUGGGAUUUUACUUAAAAAUAUUAUUAUACUGUGAGGGAGGGCCAUCUUCUUGACAGUUUUCUACAUGACGCUUAAAAACUUUGGAACAAAUUUGUGAACCAUGAACUUUUACUUUUAUCUUCUGCUUGUGGGAGUCACAAGGAACUCCUUCCUGGAGUGUACUUCUGAGGGCAAAAAAAAAAAUGUCCUCCCUAUUGUCAUAUUUACACUAAUGCUUUGUGGUCCGCACCAUUUGUUAUCCAAAUGGAAAUCACAGUCUAGAAAUGAUAUGCACAGAAAGGAAAUCGCAUAGGACAUACCUUCAGAUUAAGCUUUUCUUUUGCCAGAACAAAACUUUUGCAAACCGUAAGCGAAAUGAUGUUUCAACUUAGCAAUACGUAGAAAUCGAUCCAUAUGAUAAUCCCUGCCCCCCCUCACACACCAAAUAUAUAUAUAUAUACAUAUGUGUAUCUCCUCAGCCAUGACUCUGGCAGAGAUAAAACCUAUAUGAGGUUUGCAUUGAUGGAGAAAAGCAAUGGGUUCCACCUCCCCCAUGCUCUACCCCCAAUUCAUAAAAUAAAUGACUAUUCCAGAAGCUUGAGAAGCAGUUGUGAUGAAAAACCAUAGCUAUUGGAAAAUCAAAGUGAUGAGAGAGAGAGGGAGGGAAAAACAAAAAAAAGCCUGAUUCCUGCAUAAUGUUUAAAUAAGAAAUGUUUUUCAUAGAACAACAUGCCUGGCCUCAAGCAAAGUAAGUGUUUCAGAUUAGGAAACCGUGACAGCAUAAAGAUGGAAUAGCUGGAAGAACAGACACUGGAUGAGUAUGCCUCCCUCCAAGCUUCUUGAGCCAUUUGUAUCCCAGAGAAAUAGAAAUUUAAAGGCCCAAUGUGGCAAGGUCCUGCAGAAAGCAUGGAAGCAGUUCCUUGAAUGACUGGGCUGUUCAAAAGGGAAGCAUUCAGUGGUUCCCCUAUAGGGUUCUGUGGACAGCAGCAUGACAACCAGCCUCCUCCAGCCAUGACAUGGCAGCCACAGAGUUCCUCAUGUGUCCCCUGCCCACAGGACUACAGUACAUUUAUAAACAGCACUGCCUGACCUCCAGAGGCUGGUGUUCAGUGGCUCUUGUGUCUUAAAUGUGAAUGGAAGUUGGUGAGGUUCCCCCAAUUUUCCUGUUUGACUAGAGAAUGAAGCCAAGAGGCCCAGGCAUCAGCUUCCAAAGGGGUUUGCAAAGAGAUGGCUGACACCCUAUAGGAACAGCCCCUCUGUUAGCCUCUGUUUUUCAAAGCGCUUGAUGGGGAGGUAGCUCGAAACCAACUGUUUGGGGCCAGAGAGCCGUUGAUGCACUAAUUGAUACACAGCUGUCCCUCAGAGCCCAGCUCCUCCUAUAUUUUUCAUUGUUUCUCUCCCUUUGGAUAUUCAGCAUUCCAGACAGAGUGGGGAUUUUAUAUCUGAAAUGGAGGAACCUCACUUGAUAUGGGGGUGAUUCUCACACACACACAGCAGGCUGCCUCCCACGGGUACAAUGAGACUUCCGGUGGGUAUAAUUCAGGAGGGGACAAAGGAAGUCGUGGGGAACCUUAUUAAGGAGCAUACAAGUUAGAGCAUCUCCUGGGAUCUGAGUGUUUGAAGGGAGAUGGAACCAAAUUCAGGAAUCAGGAAUCCCAACAAUCUCAAGGUGCCUGUGGUUUCUCUGCAAGGCGGGGAACUGACCUUUGUCCUGAAAAUGCUUCCUGUGGAUGUUAGAGCCAGGGGAAUGAUGCAGGCUGCAUACCCUCACUUUUGCUGGUCAAUGUUGAGACUCCGUUCAAAAUAGAAACCAAACGGAAGGUUUCAGGAGAGGGGUCCCUUUUACCAUACAACACACACUCAUGUAUAUGUACACUUGCAGGUGUAUACCCACGUGUGUGUGUGAAUAGUAAAGAGCCGGAGAAUUCAGUUUUUAGUGGAAAUCAACAUUGUCAGUUGUUCUCCAAUUUGGCGUAGAUACUAUUCAAGCUUAACAGAAUUCCAUUGAUGUUAUAACCAUGGGUUGCCUCUGCUUGUUUUCCAAUGAUUCAAUAAAAGCAAAGGAACUUAUCUCCAAAAUAUUUAAACUAAGGUGGGGGAAAUGACAUCAAUUAUUAAGCCUCAAAAUACAGUUCCCUGCUUGGGGGGUAAAAGGGGAUGCAUUUGCCUGCAUUUUCCAAGUGCUUAUGGCUGAGCUGGCCAAAAGAUCAUGUUCCCAACCUGAAAGAAACGAUGUCGCUCAAGGUCCCUUCCUCUCCCGUAAGAACAGGAUGCUUGGAUUCCCCCUGAGGCAGACACCAGCAGCCUCUUGAGAGGAAGCCAGGCUGCAAACUCUCUAAGGCAUACAGGGGACAAUUCAGGUGCCCCAUGAAGACCAGGUGACCUACAACACUGGAGGAGGAGAGACCACUGACUCCAGGGGCCAGACCGGCUGCUGUCCAGGCCAGCGUCCAACUAAUCAAGGAGCAACCGCCCCAUGAAAGGACUGGAGUUUAAACACACAAUGUUGCAUUCAAAAGAAAGCAGUAAGAAAAGACACUUGGCGUUUUCCUUGGAAGCUUCUCCCAAAGAGCACGCCAGCUAGCAGACCUCAGAGCACUCCGCGCGAACCAAGAGAGGGAAUCAUUGACUUCCUGGUUAUUCUCUACUGCACACUGACCAGGCUGAGUUCUCAGACUAGAACACUCCAUAAACUGUAGGCAGAGGGUUUUUAUUUAUCAAUGAUGAAUGCAGGGAAAAGUGGAUGCAUUUCUGUCCCAUUGCCACCUCUGUAGACAAAGUAUUUUGUACCUGGUUGAUUUUUUUAAGUUUGAGGAAGUCUGCCUUUGUGUGUCUUUGUCAGCAUUCUCAUCUCACUUUUUUAAAAAGGUGUCUUUCCAAUACUAGGAUCAUGUAAAGUGGGACCACAGUAAAGUGUCUGUCCGUCAGAGAAGAACAUGCAACCCAACUCCACCGAACUCAGCUGGUGGUUUCAUCUGAAUCCUACAUCUGCCAUCGACACCAUUGUUUUUCUACUCUACUCAACUCAACAGUGGCCUCAAUUCUCCCUUCUAGUCUCUGUCAAGGACGUGAUAGAUGGUUUAUCAAUCCAGCCACCAUCUCCUCCCUCAAAAUUAUAUGACCUGUAAUGUACAGCAUAUCACCUGUGAUGUAGAAGAACAGGAUGGGUGGUGGGAAAGUUAUGCUCAAACAUGGAAAGCAGAUAUUUUUGUAUGUAAUAUAGGCAAUCUCCUGAAACACUGAAAGGUGUAUUGGAAUAAAUACAUUUUAAAAUAAAAGCAUGCAAAGCUGUAGCUUUUAAAUGUACAGACAUCCCACUCGGAAAGAUCUAACCUGAUGGUGGAAAAACAUUGGCAUCUGAUGUCGUAAAAUGCGCUGCAUUAGGAAUGCAGCCUUUAGAGGGCGUGGCUCGUGUUGGCAUUGUUGAUGGAAUCUGCCAGAACAUUUUGAUCUUACGCUUCAUUACUUUUGGCAUUUUUUUUUCCUUUUUCUUUUCUUUUCUUUUUUUUUUUCUGGAACUAUUUCAGAAAUAAAGUGACUUCGUUUUCCCACAUAAAGGUAUAUUCUAACCACAGGGUAACUCAUCAUUUUUAACACAAAAAUAAACAUUUAAAUGUU
Molecule: messenger RNA, 6576 nt
Organism: Sus scrofa (pig)
Lineage: Eukaryota; Metazoa; Chordata; Mammalia; Artiodactyla; Suidae
Source: RefSeq, a predicted model, not a curated record